Messenger RNA from Penicillium argentinense, 2163 nucleotides. RefSeq names its product Hsp70 family protein. Gene Ontology annotation, molecular function: ATP-dependent protein folding chaperone; ATP binding. The transcript has 3 exons. The record is from RefSeq and is a predicted model, not a curated record. Bases 1 to 2163 code for a protein of 720 amino acids. NCBI's taxonomy places the organism in Eukaryota, Fungi, Ascomycota, Eurotiomycetes, Eurotiales, Aspergillaceae.
AUGAGCGCUAAAUUCCGGUCUUUCCAUCCUUUCAAGAAAGGCAAUCAGAAAGAGAGACCCCAACCCGUCGCUUCGCCCGCCCCCUCUAACGGCACCGUCGCGCCCUCCAACGGUACCUCGCCCACCUCCCCCCCUCCCUCCCACCGCAGCUCCUCCACGGCCAGUCUGUCCCAACAGCCGUCGCAGCCGACACCACAGCAGCAGCUCGGUCGUCCACCUAGCUACCCCGUCCAGCAGCGCCCGCAGAGUCCCAUGGUCCAGCAGGUCGUCCAGCACCCCGCCCCGCUCAACCCACCCAACAUGCAGUACGCUCAGCCCGGCAUCCCGCAACAAAUGAACCCGCCGCCAGCCUACGGCAUGCAGCAACCCCAGCAAGGCAUGGGGUUGCCCAUGCCCGCACCGCUCGCCUCGCAAUACCGCAACCCGGCCGUCGAGGUCGAGGGCGCCAACCGGAGCAAGGCCCAGCUCAUUGUCGGUAUCGACUUUGGUACUACCUUCUCCGGUGUCGCGUUUGCCUUUGCGACCAACAACGAGGCGAGAGAAGACAUUAUCACCGAGUGGCCAGGCGCCGGCACUCACACCAAGCAGAAAAUCCCCACCGUUCUCUACUACGACCAAUACCAGAAAGUCGUCGGCUGGGGGCCGGAUAUCGCCGAUGCCCUGGCCCCGACAGGCUACCCCAAGCCCGGCGUGCAGAAGGUGGAAUGGUUUAAGCUGCAGCUGAUGCUGUCCGGAAACACCUAUAUCGACCCGAUCAACCUGCCCCCACUGCCCCCAGGCAAGUCCGAAAUCGACGUGGCCGCCGACUACCUCUUCAAGUUGCGCCAGGCCAUGCGCGCUCAACUGCAGAAGACGUUGGGUGAAGUGUUUACUCGUGAAGAGCGCAACAUCCGUUAUUACCUCACUGUUCCGGCCAUUUGGAACGAUGCCGGCAAGGCAGCUACCCGCGCGGCGGCCAUCCAAGCUGGCUUCCUGCGCGAUGAAAAUGACAACCGCCUGACUCUUAUUUCCGAGCCUGAGGCGGCCGCUCUCUUCUGUGCGAAGAGCGGUCUGCUCAAUCUGAAGAUCGGCGAUGCUAUCCUGAUUGUCGAUUGCGGUGGUGGUACUGUCGAUUUGAUCGCAUACGAGGUCGAGGAAGAAUCCCCCUUCAGUGUGAUGGAGUGCACGACCGGAUCGGGUGACUCGUGCGGUUCGACGGCCCUCAACCGGAAUUUCAGCAACAUCCUGCGCGCCAAGAUUCGGAAGAUGAAGCUGCCGGACGGCUCCCGAAUUGCGGGCAAGGUCUACGCCAAGUGUAUCAUGGAUUUUGAGAACCGCAUCAAGGCAGACUUCCGCAACAAUGGCCAAAAAUGGGCCGUGGAUGUCGGUAUUGAGGCCGACUUCCCCGAUGCAGGUAUUGAGGAGGGUUAUAUGAUGUUCACCAAUGAGGAGAUCUUGCAGUGCUUCGAGCCUGUAGUGAACCGGAUUCUCGAGUUGGUGCGCAAUCAGAUCAUUGCCAUCCAGGCCCAGAACCGGGUGCUGCAGAACGUCCUGGUUGUGGGUGGAUUCGGUGCCUCGGAGUAUCUCUUCCAGCAGAUCAAGCUGCACGUCCCGCCACAAUACAACACCAAGGUGGUCCGCCCCAUGGACUCGGUGGCUGCCAUUGUCAAGGGUGCUGUAACCGCCGGAAUCACCGAGCGAGUCAUCACCCACCGUGUUGCCCGUCGACACUACCUCAUGGCCACCCUGCAGCCAUUCAAGGAGGGAUACCAUCCUGAGCAGUAUCGCGUGCCUAGCUUGGAUGGCCGCGAUCGCUGCAAGUACACUCGCCAGAUCUUCGUCCAGAAGGGUGAGCGUGUCAAGAUUGGCGAGCCUGUCAAGGUCAGCUUCUUCCGUCAGGUGGCACCGGGUGCUACCCUUAUGUAUGAGGAUGUGCUAUACGCUUGCGAUGAGGACGUUUGCCCCGAGUAUACUAAAGAUCCUCGCAUCAAGGAGGUCGUCACGCUCACUUCGGAUUUGUCCCGCAAAAACCUCGAGACCGACUUUGAACGCAUGGAUACACCCCAGGGUAUCUUCUACCGGGUGUACUUCGACAUCUACCUGACCCUGGACGGUAGUGAGUUCAGCGCCGAGCUGGUUUGCCAGAAUGAAAUCAUGGGCCGCUGCCGCGCCAAGUUCCGGUAA